Messenger RNA from Plasmodium gonderi, 765 nucleotides. RefSeq lists its product as hypothetical. Lineage: Eukaryota; Apicomplexa; Aconoidasida; Haemosporida; Plasmodiidae. The transcript has a single exon. The coding region runs from base 1 to 765 and encodes 254 amino acids. The record is from RefSeq and is a predicted model, not a curated record.
AUGCCCAGCAAGGCAGGAAGAGUCCGGAUGCCCGCUGACAACAGGCUACCCGUUUCAGCAUCUCUGAAAACAUCAGAAAUUUGGAAAAAUUCAGUUGGAUAUGAUCCAUAUGCAUCCAUUGAAGAAUUGAAUAACAAGGAGUUAAAAAAAAACGAAUCCAGAAAUGAAGAAAUAAAUGAAAAGGCAAAAAGUUUAUUCAAUUUGGCCGUUCUAACAGGAACCUCUUCAACUACCAUUCCUGGUGCAUGUACGUUAUGCAAUCAUAUUGGUCAUUUGCCGUACCAAUGCAGGAAUUUUAUAACCAUUGAGGAAUUGAACUUCCAGAGGGACAUAAAGGAGGAGGCGGAAGAUGACCUUAAGGAGCGCAAAAAUUUGGGAAUCGUCAGUAGUAGUGACAGUGGUAGUGAAAGUGGUAGUGAGAGUGGUAGUAACAGUGGAAGUGGUAGUGACAGUGGAAGUGACGCAUACGUAAAGCGAAGACGAAGGGAAAAGCAUAAGAAAAAGAAACACAAACUUGAAAAACGACGAGAUAAACAUGAGGAAAGGCGAAAACAUAAACGUGAGGAAAGGCGAAAACAUAAACACGAGGAAAGGCGACGACAUAAACUUGGGGGGAAAAUGGAAAGGGAGAACGAUCAUCACAGUAGCAAAAAACAUUCAAAGUUAAACAUGAAUGAAAAGGAAAAACGGAAAAAGAGGACCAGGGAAAGGGGAAAUGAAGGUGGAGAGAGAAAACGACACAGGAAGAGGAGUUUCUCAAACUAG